Rhipicephalus microplus (southern cattle tick) is the source of this 995-nucleotide messenger RNA. RefSeq names its product coiled-coil domain-containing protein 28A. The record is from RefSeq and is a predicted model, not a curated record. Lineage: Eukaryota; Metazoa; Arthropoda; Arachnida; Ixodida; Ixodidae.
CUUAUCUCAAGCGGUGCGAGUGAGCAUAUAGGAGACCAACUAGACAUUACGCCCGCCGAUGCCAACACAUGACGGGCUGUCAGUCUGGUCCACCUGUGUAAUGACAUUCCUGUCUGUUUGGGAGAGAGAGAGCAUAAAUGUUGCGCCUGAAGGAAAGCACCAGUAAGGCCGGUUACCUCCGACUGGCAAUGGACAGCAACGCGGCGGCUGCCGGCGCGGAGUCAGUCGAGGUGCCGAGUACAUCGACGGCGGCGGCACCUCCGCCUGCUUUCCUGCAUCCCAGUUCGAGCAGCGAGCCAGCCAGGGCCGAGAGCGAGCGGCAUCUCUCCAAGUCGCCGCUCGCUCGAGUCAUGUUAGAGUCGGAGAGACCCAAAAUGGAGUUCAAACCGACACCACGACGCAGGAAUGGCAAAGCAGCCGAGAGUGAAGGGCGUUCAGGCAAUGCCACCUGUGAGCAGCACUCGUUCCUGACAGACGUUACGGAUGUGCGACAGAUGGAGCAGGGUCUGUUGCAGCUGCUGCAUGACUUCCACUCGGGAAAGCUGCAGGCGUUCGGUAAGGACUGUACUUUUGAGAAAAUGGAGCAUGUGCGAGAGCAGCAAGAGCGACUGGCCCGCCUCCAUUUCGAACUCAACGCGCAGCAAGAACACUGUGGUCCCGAAUCUGAGGAGGGACGGCAGCUGGCAAAGGACAACCUGACAAAGCUGAUUGAAAAUCUGCAACAUCUCAGCCAGUCCAUAGAGCAGCUGCAGUCACACACCCAGGGAGUGUAGACUGAUGUCUGACACUAGCUGGGGCGGAUGCAUCCCGCCCUUCUCAGCACAUCUGGCUGCCAGGUAUGGAAGGUUGCUCGGAGCUGGAGGAACGGCCUUAGACAAUGUUCUACUGUGUCAAAAUCGUUCUAUUUGGCUUGCAACAAAAUGCAUUUCUGUACUCUAUGGAAUGCAUUUGUCAUCGUAUCUGUGUUUUGAAUAAACACAAGCUGUAUUUAAGUA